Messenger RNA from Suillus clintonianus, 726 nucleotides. RefSeq lists its product as uncharacterized. Gene Ontology annotation, molecular function: zinc ion binding; nucleic acid binding. Lineage: Eukaryota; Fungi; Basidiomycota; Agaricomycetes; Boletales; Suillaceae. The annotation marks the transcript as partial. The record is from RefSeq and is a predicted model, not a curated record. The transcript has a single exon.
UCCAGCCCUCAAGCAGAACUCCCGAAAACAUACAGCGCAAUAGUUCAACAAAGCACUCAGACCCCAGGAACAGUCUCAGCAGCAAUCGCUAGAGCAGCAACGAGGGACAAACAAAUCCUAUUCGACCCGACCCCAGGCAAAGUAUUAUUCGCACCCGAGAUAACAUCAGCAGAAAUAGCAUCCGAAAUUAAGAAGGCCAUCACAGCAACCGAAACAGAAGACACACCAGACAUCCAGAUCAAAGCCACGACUCGUCUACGCAACGGAGGACUCAUCAUCGAACUAACCACCACGGAGGCAGCAAAAUGGAUCAGAAACCCGGUCAACAGACUCAGAAUUAUCGAUGCCAUUGGUAUACCAGCGACCAUCAAAGAAAGACGCUUCUCAGUUAUAGUACCCUUUCUACCCAUCACCGCCAACCUGGACGAACCAGACUGGCUACGCACAAUCGAAGUGGAAAAUAGUAUGUCAAUGGGCGCAGUAGAGUCCGCAAAUUGGAUUAAACCACGUCAACGACGAGCACCAACGCAGCGUGUAGCCCAUGCCAUCUUUCAUUUUACUGACCCCCAUUCGGCUAAUAACGUCUUAAGAGACGGCAUUUACAUAGGACAGGAGAAACUCCACCCACGUAAAGAUAAAAGGGAGCCAGUUCGCUGCGUACGCUGUCAACUAUGGGGACACAUAGCCAGAGACUGUCAAGCUCCACGGGACACCUGUGGCACCUGC